AUGCGCAUCCUCAUUGCUCUCGCGUUUCUAUCGCCGCUUCUCCACGCCAAUGUUUCCGCCCGCGUGCGCCGCACGACUGCCGCCAAUGGACGCCCCCAAUGCACUGUCACAGCCAGCGGGAAUAGCACCGAUGACGUACCCAACAUCCUCUCGGCCUUUGACACGUGCGGAAACGGCGGCGAUAUCAUUUUCCCUGCUAGCGAGCAGUACACGAUUGGGACGCGGCUGAACCCGCGCGUCAACGACGUGCGGAUCUACUGGCACGGAGAGUGGACCUUCACUGCAGACCUAGACUAUUGGCGCAAUAACUCCUACCCUGUCGCAUUCCAGAACCACGCCGCGGGCUUCGUGCUCUCGGGCGACCAUAUCUGGAUCGACGGGUUCGGCACCGGUGGCAUCCACGGCAACGGCGACGCGUGGUACACAGCUGAGGCUGGGGAGACGCAGCCGGGCCGCCCGAUGCCGUUCGUUUUUUGGAAUGUGAGCGAUGUGACAGUGAAGAAUUUCUUUGUGAAGCAGCCCCAGCUAUGGGCGCUCAAUAUCAUGAAUGGCACGGAUAUGGUGUUCGAGAAUAUUUACUGCAAUGCAACGGCCACGAAAGCUCCGUGGGGCAGCAACUGGGUGCAGAACACAGACGGAUUUGACACCAUGGACGCAACAAAUAUAAAGUUACACAACUUCAUCUACCAAGGCGGCGACGACUGCGUCGCUAUCAAGCCGCGCUCCUACAACAUCGACAUUCGCAACGUGACGUGUCGCGGCGGCAAUGGUGUCACAAUUGGCAGUCUAGGGCAGUAUCUAGAAGACGCCAGCGUCGAGAAUGUGCAAAUCCAGGAUGUAGACGUCAUUCGCUACAACGAAGACAUGCACAACUGCGCCUACAUAAAAACCUGGGUCGGCGCACUCGUCCCUCAAUCGAACUACGAAUCCGCCGGCCAACCUCGCGGCGCAGGCUGGGGCUCCGUGCGCAACAUCCUGUUUGCGAACUUCCGCGUCCAAGGCGCAGACUCCGGCCCCUCGAUCACACAGGACAAUGGCAACAAUGGUAGCUUCGCCGGCUCAAGCCUUAUGGACCUGUCGAAUAUUGCGUUUGUCAAUUUCACCGGGUACCUGAAUAAUAAGAGCAGGACUGCGAGUGUGAGUUGUAGUAAUGUGCAUCCGUGCUAUAAUAUUGAUUUCAAGAACGUGGAGUUGAGGACUGCGGCGAAUGAGACGGGGACGGGAGAGGCGAGGUGUAGGUAUAUUGAGGAAGGCGGCGUGCAUGGGUUGACUGGGGAUGGGUGCUGA
Messenger RNA from Aplosporella prunicola CBS 121167, 1287 nucleotides. RefSeq names its product glycoside hydrolase family 28 protein. The record is from RefSeq and is a predicted model, not a curated record. Gene Ontology annotation, molecular function: polygalacturonase activity. The coding region runs from base 1 to 1287 and encodes 428 amino acids. The transcript has 3 exons. NCBI's taxonomy places the organism in Eukaryota, Fungi, Ascomycota, Dothideomycetes, Botryosphaeriales, Aplosporellaceae. Gene Ontology annotation, biological process: carbohydrate metabolic process.